UCCCAACGCCUUGCGCCAUCCGUCGAAUCACAUCAUCUUGUCACGCCCUCCCCUCCAGCAAAAGAACAACAUGCUCAGCAGCAAGUUCACCCUCCUCGUUCCCCUUGCCUUGGCUUCCGUGGCUGGCGCUGUCCCGCAGACUAACCCGUUCGGCAGCCUUGGCCAAAUCAUUAAUGGUCUCAGCCCCGGAUGCGUCGGCGCGAUCGGCGGCUUCGUUCUGAACCCGACGGACCCGCUCGCGUUGUGCCUCUCCUUGUCGAAUGCGCUGCAGACUUUCACCGCCGCGGGGCAGAACUCGUCGCUGGUGCCGGCAUUCAACUCGUACCUCACCCAGGACAUUUGCGGCAAGCCCGCUUGCAGCGCCGACGCGCUAGCCAAGGGCAACGCCACUCUUAACACUGCGUGCAGCGACUCGGACCGCGCGGCAAACAACGGCACCAAUGCCGCCGUCCUGUUCCAAGAGCUGCUCACCUCCUACUACCCGAUUCGCAACGCGGUGUGCAACGAGAACACUAAAUCCGGCACUAACUGCGUCGUUGAGACUAUGUACGGCAUCCAGAACGCCACCGGCCAGACGCUAUCGCUCAGCACACUGGUCGGCCUGCUGUCCGAGCCCGAGAAGGCGUUACAGCUCGAGCGGGUCCUCCUCUCCAACAACACGGUCCUGUGUACUGACUGCAACAAGGCGCUCAUCUCGUCUAUCCUUAAGACCGAGGACACUUCCUCUUCGCAAGCCAUCUCGGCCGCCUCAUCCAACUCGCCGAGCCAACUCAUCGGUGGCGUCGAGAAACAAUGUGGUGCGUCCUUCCUCAAUGGUCAGUUCCCCAACGAUACCAAGAACAGCUCCAUCACCGCAUCAAGCAGCAGCGGCAGCAACAGCAGCCAAGGUGGCUCUAAUGGCGCAAGCGUUGCAGUCAGCGGCAGCGGUGCAGCCGCCCUUUUCGGCUUCGUCGCCGCCGGUGCUGCUCUUCUGGCCUGAGCAGCCAAGUGCAAAGCGAGUAAAAGGCCUGUUCUUUCCUACGCGGAGGUCUCCUAUACCCAUCUACGUUACCGUUUGAUGGGAAAGCCGAAGCGUCCCUCGCUUUCGCUUCCUCUCGACUUAAUUGAAACGCCACAAAUGACGUUUGUACACGUGUUUAUAAGUACAGUAAUAGCGACCAUCGCAACUUUUUCUGCCAAAUUUAUAUGCAUUCAUGAGCAUCCGCUCUGGAGCCGAG
Molecule: messenger RNA, 1217 nt
Organism: Tilletiaria anomala UBC 951
Lineage: Eukaryota; Fungi; Basidiomycota; Exobasidiomycetes; Georgefischeriales; Tilletiariaceae
Exons: 2
Coding region: 71-979 (302 amino acids)
Source: RefSeq, a predicted model, not a curated record